This is a messenger RNA of Bufo gargarizans (Asiatic toad), 1907 nucleotides long. RefSeq names its product oocyte zinc finger protein XlCOF19-like. The coding region runs from base 89 to 1033 and encodes 314 amino acids. The transcript has 4 exons. Lineage: Eukaryota; Metazoa; Chordata; Amphibia; Anura; Bufonidae. Gene Ontology annotation, biological process: regulation of transcription by RNA polymerase II. The record is from RefSeq and is a predicted model, not a curated record. Gene Ontology annotation, molecular function: RNA polymerase II cis-regulatory region sequence-specific DNA binding; DNA-binding transcription factor activity, RNA polymerase II-specific.
UCCUGAAGAAAGAACAGGAGACUGGCAGCUACGCGAUCAAUUGGAGGAGUAUAUCACACCAAUUGGGACAUCUGGUCAAAAAAAACGCAUGUGUCUCCCCCAAAAAAGCGAUCAAAUAAGCCGGCAGACAUUUAAAGCUCCGCUCAAGCAACAGGGAGACAGCAGACACCAGACGUUUGUAAAUCCGGGUGAAGAUCUGAACAAUAUUAAUCCUACAGAGACAUAUGUGAGGGGUGAUGAGCAGAGUAUAGAAGACAUUCCCACAGAUAAACGCCCAGAUGACUGCACCAGGAGCUCAGAGGGACAUGGGAUAUCGUCACAACAUACUAUGGCUCAAGAUGUAUAUGAACAGCAUGUCAUUAUCCCAGAUGUAUCCUCAGACUUUCACAGCAAAGAUCCAUCAUCUGAUUCUUUUCAAUGUAACCGAUCUUCUAAUUUACAGAUUGUUAAGCAAAACAAAGAACACAGAACAGGUGAACAUCAAAGACAGGAGAAGCAAUUUUCAUGUUCAGAAUGUGGGAAAUGUUUUCAACGGAAAUCAAAUUUUGUUAGACAUCUGAGAACUCACACAGGUGAGAAGCCAUUUUCAUGCUCAGAAUGCGAGAAAUGUUUUAAUGCUAAAUCAGAUCUUGUUAAACAUCAGAGAAUUCACACAGGGGAGAAGCCAUUUUCAUGUUCAGAAUGUGGGAAAUAUUUUACCCAGAAGCAAGAGGUUGUUUUACAUCAGAGAAUUCACACAGGGGAGAAGCCAUUUUCAUGCUCCGAAUGCGAGAAAUGUUUUAAUCAUAAAGCAAAUCUUGUUAGACAUCUGAGAACUCACACAGGGGAAAAGCCAUUUUCAUGCUCAGAAUGCGGGAAAUGUUUUAUCCAGAAGAGCGAACUUGUUGUACAUCAGAGAAAUCACACAGGGGAUAUGCCAUUUUCAUGCUCAGAAUGCAAGAAAUGUUUUAAUUAUAAAUCACAUCUUGUUAAACAUCAGAGAAUUCACACAAGGGAGAAGCCAUUUUCAUGCUCUAGCAACUCCACUAUAUAAGCCGGCAGAUCGCACAAACGCCAAUAAGAUAACAUGAUCAGACAGGGAGGGGGGGGUUGUAAAAAAGGAAUACGCAUAAAUACAAAUACGGAAUACGUAGGGAAGUGGUGGUGGUCCAGCAGCUCUGCGGUCUGUAAUCUAUUUAAUUGUUUAAGCCUCACAACUCCACUAUAUAAGCUGGCAGAUCGCACAAACGGCAAUAAGAUAACAUGAUCAGACAGGGAGGGGGGGUUGUAAAAAAGGAAUACGCAUAAAUACAAAUACGCAAUACGUAGGGAAGUGGUGGUGGUCCAGCAGCUCUGCGGUCUGUAUUCUAUUUAAUUGUUUAAGCUCUCUGUCGCCUCUCUGCUUUGAUUUGUGUAUGAUCUCUAUAUAUUUGCCAUUGACUUACCACACUGUGGGGCCUUACACUGGAUUGAUUUAUGCUUACUCCCUAACCAGAGAUAAGGGUGAGGGGUGUAACCUUAAAAAAAUAAAAUAAAAUCACACUUGCUAUUUGCUGAUUGUGACGGCCUACACAGUGGUAUGUGUGAGUGGUGUGUGUGAGGUUGCAGGGGGGGAUUCUACGUAUUGCAUAUUUGUAUUUAUGCGUAUUCUUUUUUACAACCCCCCUCCCUGUCUGAUCAUGUUAUCUAAUUUCCGUUUGUGCAUUCUGCCGGCUUAUAUAGUGGAGUUGUGAGGCUUCAGGGAGGUAUUGAAUGUAUUGCGUAUUUGCAUGUACAUGAAUUCUUUUUAUCUCCUUUUUGUUUGAUCAUGUGACCGAAUUGCUGCUGUUCCGCUGCCUACUGCCACAUUGGUAUCCAUUUUUAUUCAUUAAUUAUAUUAUGUAUUGCAAUGUUAAUAUAUGUAUUUUAAAUAAAGACGUUGUUUAAUA